GCAAGCACCGGUCACAUCAUGUCGAGGCACCUUCGCUUCAUCGCGCGGACAGUUAUGGUCCAGGACGGCAACGUUGAUGCGGCGUAUAAGACUUUAAACAGGUUCCUGACUCAGGAUGGAGUUAUUCAAACAGUGAAAAACAAGCGCUACUUCGAGAAGCCCUGCCGAGAGCGACAGCGGAAGAACUUCGAGAACUGUAGGCGGAUCUACCACACGGAAAUGGCCAGGAAGAUUGCCUUCAUCUCCAGGACCAACCGAGAGGAUCCCUGGCUCGGCUGCUAGUGGUGCGAUGAGACCGGAUCUUAUCAAUGGACUUGUUGAGACACGGCCAGCAAAACAUAAGAGGCAUUCAAAGACCCAACACAUGUCCCUGUCACAUCUGAAUGGACUUUGGAAAUGCUUCGAGAAAAGUGGCUUUCAUUGUUAAAAAAAGGAAAAAGACAUUUGUAGAUGUGCAUUCAUUGUUAAGUCAACGCUGGACAUUUUUUCCACUUCAUCCACAAAAUCUGGCAUGAAAAGUGUUCGUACUCAUUCUUGGUUGUAAUGUGCCGGCUAAUGAAUACUAUGUUGAUGAUAUUUUGUACUUUGAAUCUUCCCACACAAACUUGUUGAGGAAAAAGCUAAUACAUGUGUUGCAUAUUCUAAAAUCUCAAGUUUGUGAACAUAUUUAAUAAUACAUUUUAUUUAUAUGUCAAAUUUCUUUCUGGGGAGUAGUUCAAAGUGCGUUACAACAAACCAAGCAUUAGAACAAUAAAACAUGUAAAAGAUUAAAACAAAGGAAGAGUUACAGCAGUAGAGGAUUUAGAAGGCUGUAAAUAAUUAUCAAGCAACAAAUAAUUGUAGGCCGGUACCAAACCAUAUUUCUGAAAUGAAAGAAAGCUGCUUCAGUCACCUUCUUAUGUGGAAUUUGAUAUUUAAGUCUGGGUCAAGGUUGAUGCCCAGGCUUGUGACUUCUGAUUUAACCUGUGGCGCUAAAACGUCCACGUUUGGCCAGAACUAGCUCUCUUUUGUUUGUGGACCAACUAAUAAAAAUGUCUGUUUUCUCACCAUUUAA
This is a messenger RNA of Anarrhichthys ocellatus (wolf-eel), 1054 nucleotides long. RefSeq names its product mitochondrial ribosomal protein S21 (gene mrps21). The transcript has 2 exons. Gene Ontology annotation, cellular component: ribosome. Bases 19 to 282 code for a protein of 87 amino acids. The record is from RefSeq and is a predicted model, not a curated record. Gene Ontology annotation, molecular function: structural constituent of ribosome. Lineage: Eukaryota; Metazoa; Chordata; Actinopteri; Perciformes; Anarhichadidae. Gene Ontology annotation, biological process: translation.